CCGCAGACAGACAGGAGCUCCACGGUGAUUAAUGAUUGGCGAUCGAUUCGUUCUUCGGUUCGAUUCGUACAACGGGUUUUGAUUCAGAGUGGACAAUUUUUUCAGGCACGUUUUGCCAAAUCAAUCUUUAGACCAGAACAAUUUUUAUGGAAAUCUUCUAUCCACAAUCUUUUGUCAUCUCUUGGCAGCCUUCGACUUUCCAUAUCUUUCCCGCUCAUAUCAGAUCACCAUCUUUCUGGAGAGGAUGGAUAGGUUGAGUGGGAACAAUGCGACUGCAUUGAACAGCUCCGUAGACAUGUGGUCAUUCAAUGAACACAUUUCGUCCCAGCACCUGAAACCCGGGGAGCUGAGGGUUUUGGUGCCGGCGGUCCUGGGAGUCAUAUGUGUCCUGGGUGUGGCUUUUAAUCUCACUGCAAUUGUCAUCUUGUUCUCAAAUGCGCAUAGGGGCAAACUGUCUCUCAUCAACUCCCUCAUCUUCAACCUGAUGUUUGCAGAUGGGCUGGUGCUCGCGUUCGCGAUGCCUUUCAGGGCGGCUUUCUACUCCAAGGCGACCUGGGAUGUGGGCUGGGUGGUGUGCAAGACGGCCGACUGGUUCCUUCAGUCCUGCAUGGCUGCAAAGAGCUUCACAGUGGCAACAUUGGCCAAAGCUUGCUACUGCUACGUGUCCAACCCCACCAAGCAGGUGAGCAUCCACCUGGGCUCCAUCCUGGUGGUGCCCUUCUUCAUCUGGCUCUGCGCCUGCUCCGUCACCAUCCCCCAAUGGCUGUUCGCUACACUGCAGAGGGAAAUCCGCAGGGUGGUGUGCGUGCUGAUGGUUCCUCCUGAAGCCCGGAAUUUCAUGAUGGUGUACGUCAAAGCCUACCCCUUGGGGGUGUACUGUGCACCUCUCAGCUUUGCCCUGGUGUAUUUCUGGAGGGCUUACAGCCAGUGUCAGCGCCGCUCCAGCAAGGCUCAGAAUCUGCGCACACAGAUCAGAUCCAGGAAGCUCACCUUGAUGUUAUUCAGCCUGACUGUGGCUAUGGCUAUUCUCUGGCUUCCUCAGUGGUUGGUGUGGGUCUGGGUGCGUCACAUUGCAGAAAAAGAAGUUGAAGGAGCUCAGCCUCUCCUCUCCUCUCCUCCCCUUCUUCUAACCCUCUCGGCUCAGCUUCUCACCUUCUCCCUGUCGCUGGUGAACCCUCUCAUUGUGCUCUCCCUCUCCGAGGAGUUCAGAGACGGCUACAGGGGGCUGUGGCGGCGCCUCACCUUGCGCAAACAACCCCCACCGAAGCCCGGACCGCACAACCCCACCUCUCUCCAGUCGCCUUGCCCCAGACCAGAGACCUCAGUCCAGCUCAGAGGGCAGAGGAGCCCUCGAUCGAGCUACAGCCAAGGUCCCAGCGGAGACGCUCAACCCCAGCCGGAACAAGGCGGCGGACAAGAGGGACGAGGAGGGAGAGACAUCGACAGGGAGAGCCUCAAAGACGGCAUCGUCUUGCCUGACGUGGAGCAGUUCUGGCAUGAGAGGGAGACGGGAUCACUCACAGUGGAAAAUGAUCCCGUGCCGUGGGAGAACCAGAGCAAAGAGGGCAAAUAGGAACAACCACCUGCGGAUCCAGCCGAUCAUAACAUUUUCUUCACUACAAUCGAGACAGCAGCAGCAGCAGCUUCAUCACCGGGUCUCAGCUGAGUCCUCCGUGCUUCACCAUGACUCAUUGGUAUUCAAUCAACUGUGUGUAUGAUAUUAAUCAAAAGGUAAGAAGGAAAUCAGUGUGGAAACAGAUAGAGCAGGAUCAUCUGUAUAUAAGAUAAAAUUGGAGUCAUAUCUUUUUGUUGUUUAAGGAGGAAGAACUCAAUUAUAAUUAGUGUAAGUGUGAAUUUCGGUGUCUGUAAAUUAAAGCUACUGGUGAGGAUGAUGUAACCUCGAUACACAUAUACAGCCUAUACAUCUUUGUUAUUGCAUAGCGCUUUUAGUAAAACAAAGUGAUUGUGCAUUUUUCAUGUGAAAGUGAAAGAUCCUGUGUUUCCUGUCCUCAAAAAGAUUAUUUUGUUAUCAUGUAUUAGUGUUCACAAUAAAGAGAGAUCUGAAUAAA
Scophthalmus maximus (turbot) is the source of this 2069-nucleotide messenger RNA. It is a transcript of the gene gpr151, whose product is annotated as G protein-coupled receptor 151. The record is from RefSeq and is a predicted model, not a curated record. The transcript has a single exon. Gene Ontology annotation, cellular component: membrane. Gene Ontology annotation, molecular function: G protein-coupled receptor activity. Gene Ontology annotation, biological process: G protein-coupled receptor signaling pathway. Lineage: Eukaryota; Metazoa; Chordata; Actinopteri; Pleuronectiformes; Scophthalmidae. Bases 245 to 1573 code for a protein of 442 amino acids.